AACUGUCUGUGGGCCGGUGGAGGGAUGAAACAAGUGAAGGGGAUGUAGCAGGCAGGCUCACAUUAUUAACUCCACCUCACGCUCUCCACCUCGUCGGCUCCACUCCUCUCACUCCGCUGUAGCAUCCUCCUUUUAGCAGAAAAGGACGAGCGAUCCUGAGCGGCGCUGCACCCGAGCUUCAUGGCCGCGACCCUGGCGAUGAGCGGCGGCGGGCAGGAGGACCCAUUCUACCCGCUGCAGAAGGCGGCUCUGCCCGCAGGAUUCCCCCUGGAGGACUCGCUGUUGUUCGGCUUGGACUGCAAGAUCACAGAAACAGACAAGACUGGACACAAUGACUACGCACAGGCAAAGUUUGAGAUGGACAGGUACCUCUCCCCUCAGUCUCUACCACUUCAACCUCACUCGGAAAGCCAGCAGAAGAAUCAGAGAGACUGUGUGUCCGCGCUGGAUCAGUUCUUCACUGACAACCAUACAGGGACUCCCUACACCCUCAACAUGAAUCUUUACCUCCCCGACGCCGCCUACCUGAGGAUGGGCUUGUGUCAGCAGGUGCGGCCGCCUCAGCAGCAGAACCAUACAGGUCUCACCCAAAUCAAAACAGAAUCUGCCUCCCCGUGUUUCUCCCCCAACAUCCAGCUGCACUGCCCCAACACAACGCCCACCAGUAGCUGCAGCACAUCUGGGCAUGGCCCCGGCAGCAUUGCCAUGGAAACCUCAGCCAUAAACAUGACGCUAACAGGGUUACCGGACUUCACCAGUGUUUUUAACCAUGCGGGAGGCGGCCGCGGUGACGAGUCGGUGCCAGAAGUGUUCAUCAAACAGGAAAUGUCACCGCAGUUUGAACAGCACGCUCUCCACCACCAUGACAACAGCGGCUCACUGUUUCAGCUACUGAACUCCGGCUUGGACCAUCACCAUGGCAAUGGUAUGGAGGCUCAGCAUCAUCAUCAUCACCACCAUCAUCAUCAGCAGAUACAGCACACUUCCACAAUCCACACACCUUUCCAUGACAUGCCGGUAGCUUCUUCUGCGUCUCAACAAGAGCAGACAGCCAAGCCUGCGUAUUGCGGCUUGGGUGGCCGGGGGUACACACACCCCCACGCUCAGGCCCACCCCCACUUCCUCCAGCACCAGACGCCCUACCUGCCGCCCUCUCCCCCGAGCUCGGAGCCCGGCAGCCCUGACAGGCAGAAGGAGCUGCUCCACACCAUGUCCCCUCCUCCCUCAUAUGCAGCCACCAUCGCCUCCAAGUUGGCAGGCAGCCCCCCUGGGAUAGGCCCCGGCCCAGGACCAGGCAGCUUAGCCCUCCCCCUCACCACAGCUCCCACUCCGUCCCCAGGCCAAGCUUCAGGCGUUCCCCAAGUACCUGCAACAACCCCAACUCCAGCCCAGAACACCAUGUCUGCCCGCUACAACCGGAGGAACAACCCCGAUUUGGAGAAACGACGGAUCCAUCACUGUGAUUACCCAGGCUGCAAGAAGGUCUACACCAAGUCGUCCCAUCUGAAAGCCCACCUCAGGACCCACACGGGUGAGAAGCCGUACAGGUGCACGUGGGACAGCUGCGACUGGAGAUUCGCCCGAUCCGACGAGCUGACGCGCCAUUUCCGGAAGCACACGGGCGCCAAACCCUUCCAGUGCGCCGUCUGCUCGCGCUCCUUCUCCCGAUCCGACCACCUCGCUCUGCACAUGAAAAGACACCAGAACUAGCAGCGUUUACACACAUACACACACACACACACACACACACACACACACACACACACACACACACACACACACACACACACACACACAC
Messenger RNA from Notothenia coriiceps (black rockcod), 1798 nucleotides. RefSeq names its product Kruppel like factor 5a (gene klf5a). The coding region runs from base 181 to 1710 and encodes 509 amino acids. Lineage: Eukaryota; Metazoa; Chordata; Actinopteri; Perciformes; Nototheniidae. The transcript has 4 exons. The record is from RefSeq and is a predicted model, not a curated record. Gene Ontology annotation, molecular function: RNA polymerase II cis-regulatory region sequence-specific DNA binding; DNA-binding transcription factor activity, RNA polymerase II-specific. Gene Ontology annotation, biological process: regulation of transcription by RNA polymerase II.